AUGAUAUUGUUCUUGGAGAGAGAAAGAAAAAAAGAAAAGAAAUUUACAGAUGAGAAAAAAGAAGCAACUUCAGCAAAUGGAAUAAGAAAAAUUACAAAUGCGUGCUUUGAAUAUCACAUCAUGUUGGAUAUUCUUUAUUUUGAAUCUCCUCGACAACAAACGAAUGAUGUAACGAAAAAUGAGAUUCGAGAUGAAAGAAGACAGUCAGAACAUUACUGGGAAGUGAUAGCCAGAAGCGAAAGGGCUGUAAAGAAGAGAACAAGUGAGGGUCUAAUGAUGAAAAAAAAAUAUGAGAAGAGAUUCAGUAAAUCUGAUACGUUGAGCAGCGAAGUUGAAACCGAAAAGACGUUGCACGUUUUGAGUGUUGAAGGCACAAGGUUAAAGUGUAAAGUAACAAACAUAUUUCCACGUUUCUCACUUUUAUUAGCUCAAUGA
This is a messenger RNA of Clunio marinus, 435 nucleotides long. Lineage: Eukaryota; Metazoa; Arthropoda; Insecta; Diptera; Chironomidae. The record is from the annotation of a GenBank genome assembly.